GAUAAAAAUAAUUGCCUAUGAUCAAAAAGGAUAUUCCGGAGCUACAUUUCGCAGUUUAGUUUCGUCUUCACAACUUCCUGUUCAUGCUGUACAACUGGAAAAAUAACAAUGCCGGUUUACAAAGUCAAUGUCAAGUGGGGAAAGGAAAAGUUCAGUGAUGUGGAAUGUAACACAGAUGAACCACCCAUGGUGUUCAAGGCUCAGAUAUUUGCUUUGUCGGGAGUUCAACCAGACCGACAGAAAAUCAUGAUCAAAGGAGCUGUUGUGAAGGAUGAUGAUUGGGGAAACGUCAAAUUAAAGGAUGGAGCCAUGGUCAUGAUGAUGGGCAGUGUUGAUGCUUUACCACAAGCUCCAGUAGAAAAGACAAUGUUUGUGGAAGACAUGACAGAACAACAACUGGCUACAGCACUUGAAAUGCCUCCAGGUUUGACAAAUCUUGGAAACACUUGUUAUAUGAAUGCUACAGUACAGUGUCUGAGAGCGAUCCCAGAACUUAAAGACGCCUUGAAAAAGUACACUGGAGGGUUGACUGUGGCAGGUGGAAUUUCCACUGCAGAUUCAAUUACAGCAGCUCUACGAGAUCUGUACAACUCUAUGGACAAAACAGGAGCAGCCAUUCCCCCCAUCAUAUUCCUCCAAGUCCUCCACAUGGCCUAUCCUCAGUUUGCUGAGAAAAGUGAACAUGGUGGAUUUGCCCAACAGGAUGCUAACGAGUGUUGGACAGAAGUUGUAAGAUGUCUACAACAGAAAGUAGAUGUACCACAAGAACUCAUCAAGGAGGGUGCCAAACCCAGUAGUAGAUUCAUAGACCAGUAUCUUGGUGGAGAAUUCCAAGCCACAAUGAAAUGUGAAGAGGCGGAGAAUGAAGUUGAAACAAAGUCUGUAGAGAAAUUCUAUCAGCUCAGCUGCUUCAUAGAAAAAGAUGUGAAAUACAUGCAGACAGGUCUAAGAAAUCGUCUGGAAGAACAUAUAACAAAGAAUUCCCCUUCUCUAGGUAGAGAUGCUGUAUAUAAAAAAUCUAAUAAAAUUAACAGACUUCCCGGAUACUUAGCAAUUCAGUUUGUACGCUUUUACUACAAGGAGAAAGAAUCCAUCAACGCUAAGAUUUUAAAGGAUGUAAAAUUUACAAUGAGUGUAGAUAUGUAUGACCUUUGUACACCAGAACUGCAAGCCAAACUUCAGCCUGCCAGGGACAAAUUCAAAGAAUUAGAGGACAAGACAGCUGAGGAAAUGAUUCAACAAAAAGCCCAAGGCAAGAACACAGAGGAACCCAAGAAACCGACAAAGACGGAGCAGUACUGGUUUCCUGACGACUUAGGAUCAAACAACAGUGGGUUUUAUGAACUGCAAGCUGUGCUGACUCAUAAAGGACGGUCUAGUUCUAGUGGACAUUAUGUUGCCUGGGUGAAAAAGAAAGGAGAAGAGUGGGUUAUGUUUGAUGAUGAUAAUGUAACGAAUGUGACAGCUGAAGAUGUGCUGAAAUUGUCAGGAGGAGGUGACUGGCAUUCAGCAUAUGUUCUACUGUAUGGACCAAGAGUAUUAGAAGUUCCAGUGGAUGAGGGAAGUUGAUUUGACAAAAGCAGUGUGUCCUAACUUACUGCUCCUGGAUUCAUGUAUACCGUCAAUGGCAAAAAAAAGAAGCGCUUUAUUUCUAAUGAACACAUGUGUACCUAUCAUUUCUUUAAAUAUUUUUUAUGCAAAAUAAUAGAAAAGAAGAUCCUGCCUGGCUAAAGGAAAGAUCAGAAACUGCUGCUAUAGUGGAUAUGUUUUAAAUUUAGCAUUACUGAACAUUAAAAUGAAUUAUCUGUUA
Ostrea edulis (European flat oyster) is the source of this 1810-nucleotide messenger RNA. RefSeq names its product ubiquitin carboxyl-terminal hydrolase 14-like. Lineage: Eukaryota; Metazoa; Mollusca; Bivalvia; Ostreida; Ostreidae. Gene Ontology annotation, biological process: regulation of proteasomal protein catabolic process; proteasome-mediated ubiquitin-dependent protein catabolic process; protein deubiquitination. The coding region runs from base 109 to 1569 and encodes 486 amino acids. The transcript is spliced from 19 exons. Gene Ontology annotation, molecular function: cysteine-type deubiquitinase activity; protein binding; proteasome binding. The record is from RefSeq and is a predicted model, not a curated record.